Molecule: messenger RNA, 2188 nt
Organism: Dendronephthya gigantea
Lineage: Eukaryota; Metazoa; Cnidaria; Anthozoa; Malacalcyonacea; Nephtheidae
Product: FERM domain-containing protein 4A-like
Exons: 21
Coding region: 167-2188 (673 amino acids)
Biological process (GO): establishment of epithelial cell polarity
Cellular component (GO): cytoskeleton
Molecular function (GO): cytoskeletal protein binding
Source: RefSeq, a predicted model, not a curated record
CGGAAGCGGUAAUAUGGAGAUCGCUGUUAUGAAUGCAGUCUAUUGUCGAACUAAAAUUAACAUGGAUUUUUAUAGCCUUCUUACUCGGAGUAUGCAUGGUUCAAGGAUGUAAACAUUUCGUUAUUAUGUUCGAUCUUGAUGUUCUGUCGAAGGAAUUUUGUCCAAGAUGACCGAUGCUCGUAUACCCCGAAGAGCUCAGGUUGUCUUGCUAGACGAUCGUAAACUUGAUUUCUUAGUUCAGCCGCGACUUAUCGCACGAGAACUUUUAGAUAUGGUAGCAUCAUAUUUUAACCUGCACGAGAAGGAAUAUUUUGGAUUGUAUCAUACGGAUGAUAUAGGAAAUGAAAACUGGUUGAGUCUUGAACGGAAAGUUCUAGAUCACGAUCUUCCGCGAUAUGCUGAUCCUAUUGUAUUUUAUUUUGCUGUUAGGUUUUAUGUACCAAGUAUAACUUAUUUUAAAGAAAAAGUAACCGUGGAACUGUUUUAUCUUCAAGCAAAAACAUUGAUAUUCAAGGGAAACAUUCAUUGUGAAAGCAAUAUUGUCUUCGAACUGGGUGCUUACGUUUUACAGGCCACAUUUGGUGAUUUCACGAACGAAAAUGCUGCAAAAAAUGACAUGAAGAAGGUGCCCAUAUUGCCAACAAGAACAUUGAAAGAACAUCCGUCAAUAACUUACUGUGAAAAUAUGGUUAUUGGCCAUUAUCGUGGCUUGGAGAAAAUGCGAAAAGGACAAGCCAUUGUCGAGUACUUGAAUAAGUUCCGGACGAUUCCAACCUAUGGUGUCCACUAUUAUGAAGUAAAGGAUAAAGGAAAUAUUCCAUGGUGGCUUGGUAUGAGUCCAAAGGGGGUUGGUGUUUAUGAUCAUUCAGACAAAACCAAGCCCAGAAAGGUCUACAAAUGGCAUCAAAUUGAAAAUCUAUAUUUUAAAGAACGAAAAUUUUCAAUUGAAAUUAAAAAUCUUCGCAAAAUUUCUGAAGUAAGUCUGGAUGGUGGUCGCGCAAGAAGUAACUCGCUGGGACGUCGAGUAAACGGUCAGACACGCGUUCUGAUACAUGCCUGGUAUGCCGGUACAACGGCGCAAGCAAAAGCAAUGUGGUCAAUGGCAAUUAGUCAACAUCAGUUUUAUUUGGAUAGAAAAGACAAAGAGGAUAAGUCAACCACACCGAGAACUUUAGAAGACAUCGCAAAUGAAUUAUCCCGUUCAAGUGGUUCACUAAACUCAUCAAUGGCGUCAGUGAUAUCAGACUCCAGUGAACCCAGUGAAAGUGGACAUUCCUCUAAUGGAGGAGAGAGCGGUAUAUCAUCGGAAAUUGCUCAAAAGGAAAUGAUUACGGCACUUGCGGCAAGAAAGGAAGCUUUAGAGACAAGGCUGAAGGAAAAGAUUGAGGAGUUAAGACAGAUUUGUUUUCGCGAAGCUAAUAUCACUGGGGAAUAUCCUCCUGAAACGCCUUUUAAUCCAAACUGUUCCCCACCUCCUGUGAGAAAACGUGUUGGAACAUCGUUCACGUUCUCAGACUUUGCAAUUGAGGACAAUCUUGUUGAGGAAAGAGAACAAAAAAUACAAAAGUUAGAGCGAGAGCUUGAAAUUCAGUCAAAGAUAACAGAUGCUGCUGAGAAAUUGGCCAAUGACCCGAAAGCUAGUAAAAAUGUUAAGAAAUCUAGAAAGUUAAUCUAUCAAAAAUCUUUCUCCAAGUUGAAGACGAUGCAGCAAGCUCUAAAACGAAUGAAAGAGAGUCAAAGUGAAGACCAUGGAUUAGAUGGAAACAGUUUGAAUUCAUAUGAAGAUGAAUUGGAUAGUAUCAAGCCACCAUCUUCACGAAGAUCAAGCUUCGAGGCUGCUACAGGACAACGUAGAGCAAGCAAUACAAAUUCAAUAGAUAAUUCAGUUAACCCAACACUUCUUUCCGACAAAACAGUCACAUCUGGUUCAACAUCGUCUAACGAAGAACUUGCAAGUCCCUUUUAUCCAAGAUUUAAUGAAACACCAGCAUUUGCAUCAUCUACCACGAUCAACGAAAUGUUUUACAAAAAAAGAUUAAAUGUACCAUCACAAAGUUCCAAUCCGGCAUCCCUUCUUCGCCUCGAUUCGAGUUCAUCUAUCUCUUCCACAUCAAGUCUUCGUCCACAGCCUCCGUCUUAUUCAGAAAGUCGUUUUAGUAGGAGAGAGUCUUCACUUGGGACCCCAUGA